Molecule: messenger RNA, 1909 nt
Organism: Mollisia scopiformis
Lineage: Eukaryota; Fungi; Ascomycota; Leotiomycetes; Helotiales; Mollisiaceae
Product: ankyrin
Exons: 1
Coding region: 212-1690 (492 amino acids)
Molecular function (GO): protein binding
Source: RefSeq, a predicted model, not a curated record
UCCCGACCCCUUAGUGAAAGAACUUCGACCUCUUUUAUUUGCAUUACACAAGGUGGACGAGAUAUACAAUCAGAAGGAAAUUGACGAGCCGUUUCGCUGGGAGAAAUAUGACCACCUAAAUCGGCUCAAAAGCCUCUUCGAGCAGAGGGAUACGAGUGCCCGCGGCAUAGACGAAGACAUUUAUAACGAACUUGCCAGACUAACGCUUUUAAUGCUAUGCGUGCAGGGAACAGCUUGGAAAGGGCAGUACAGCAGCUUUGUCAAUUACCUCUUCGACGAGUUCCCCAAAGCACAUAGCAUCGACUAUCGCAAAGCACACAGCAUCGACUAUCGUCACCUUCUCACGACGGUCAGUUCUCUCGAUUGGUCGAAAUGCUUCUUGGAUGCUGCCUAUAACAGCACCAGAAAUGUCUUGGAGAUUUUUCUAGCCCACAAAGCCGAUCCAAAUGCCGUGGAAAAGGACUCUAAGGCUAAAUAUGGCACCCCACUGAUUGCAGCUGUCUCUGGUGCUAGGCCCGAAAACGUCAAGUUCUUGCUGGACAACAACGCAGAUGUCAACGCCAACGCCAAGGUAGGUGACUAUGGAACUGCUCUAAUCGCAAUUUGCUCAAAAGAAAUUAUACAUCAAGGAAUACUGGAGCUUAUACUGGGCCAAUCUACCAUCAACGUCAACGUCGUCUCCUCGACUGGCAGCUACGCCACAGCAUUGAUCGCGGCAUGCGCGAAAGGCCAUUUGCAUAUAGCAAAGAUGCUUCGGGUCAAAGAAUGUAAACUUGACAUGAUGACAGACUACGGCACUCACCCCAACGCAUUAUCUGCAGCAGUUGAGGCGGAAAGCAUCCGGAGCGUGGUCUUCCUCCUGGACUUCGGCGCUACAGCCCAGCAUUGCAACAGAAAAAUAUGGAGCCCUUCAUAUAUCCCACCUUGGAAGGAAAAUGGGGCCAACAGGAAUCGGUCCUGUAUCCAGGUCACCAAACGGGAGUUGAUCUCCAGCAUCGUUUGGGGUGCCGGCGACGAAAUUAGCCAGUUGCGGGAGUUAAAGGUUAGGGGGUUUGGGUCUGAUUCGAGGGACGAAAUUGCAAAGAACAUGGCGAAAGCGUUUGGAUUCUCAACCAGAAUCCCGGCGAUUACAAAUGGAUUCUCGUGGAUCAUACAGGAGAGCACAGCAAAUAUAUUGGAAUGGUCCGAAGCCGUUCUCCUUUGGCGUCGCCUCAUUAGAUUGCUUGAUAUAAUUGAAGACGAGAACUUGACAGUUGAGGACUCGGAAUUGAUACCAUCAGAACAGAAGAAUGAUAUCUCCAGAGGCGAAUGGUAUAAGGCUUUGGAUUUUCGCCCACUACAGAGGGUUUUCUCAAUCGAGAGUGAAGGGUUAUUUAUAGAACAGGGGGUAUUCGACGAGGGAGACGACCAGGAGUUUGUUACGGAUGACGAAGAGAUAGCUGUUGAUGAGAGAGAAGAAUGUCUAAAUAGCCCUGGAGAAGAGCAGUGGUGCCACGAGGGAGAGGUAGCUGCCAAUGAUGAGAGAGGGGAAAUCCCCAAUAAUCAAGAAGAGCAGCCCGGAGAUGGACGAGCAGCAGCUCUUGAAAAGGGACAAGUAGCCGGGGGUAAUAAUAAGGAGCAAGCAGAUCUUGGCGAGCAGGAAACAAAGAUGGGGCGUUUCGCAAAGUCAUUUUGUUGCGUAUGUUCGUAAUAGCUGAUUAUCAACUAGUACUUCCACAUGACGAAGCCCAAGAGGGAAUUUCCUUCAGUGCUCUCCUCAUGUAUAAUGUCAACGCGAUUGAUUGAAUUGGUAGCACUCUAGCAGCCUAGCUGUGUCUUAUAUUGGUUUAGAGAAUAUUACUUCAACGGCUCAAUUAUAAGCAGACUCCAUCUAGCCAGUUUUUGGGGAGGGGGGUGUUGGAAAGGGUUG